This is a messenger RNA of Varroa destructor (honeybee mite), 6782 nucleotides long. Its product is annotated as transmembrane protein 267. The record is from RefSeq and is a predicted model, not a curated record. NCBI's taxonomy places the organism in Eukaryota, Metazoa, Arthropoda, Arachnida, Mesostigmata, Varroidae.
UUCGAAUGGUGCUUGCAGCCUAAGUAGUUUGUGGCUUUUAAAAACUUCUAUACAGCAGUAAAUCGGUUUGUUUGGAGCAGUAAUGACUGUAUAAUAAAUGUGUGGUGCGCGUCUUCAGUCAACUCUACAGGAAGUCCAAUGGAGCUUUAAAACGGCAUUGAAUUGACCGCGAAAUAGAAAAGAAUGAAAAAAUAAUGCAGCGGUAAUUGACGGCGGCUUUAGCUUACCGACAAUGACAUAUUUGAGCAGAGCAACAUCUGGUCGCCCGUUCGCAAUCUCACCAUGGCUCUUUGUAAUACCACCGCUGGCGACUCUUGUUAACGUAGUCUCGGACAGCUUCUCUCGUUUGUACUUAUCAGCAUCCCUCGAGCUUUUCGCACUGGCUGACUCGUUGACCCAUUCGGUUGUUGGAGUUCUUCUUACAACCGUCGUGUUUGUACAUCGUCGACCUUUUCGGACGCUGCUCAUCACCUCGUGGUUGUGUUCAGCGCUUAUCGAUGUGGACCAUUUCAUUAGCGCCGGCUCCGUGAGCCUAUAUGCAGCCACUAGUAUUCAUGGGCAUGGUCGACCAUUUCUGCACGACACAGUAACUGUCGCCGCACUCUGUGUCAUUGUAAUCGUUAUUUGCGAGCUGGCUUACCUUUGGCGACGAAACAGCCGACAGGUUAAUAGCUGGGGAGAAGCAUUCCUUCCUAACAGUAGUGAUAGCACUAGUAGCAGAGCCGAAAACGCGCUGCGAGCACGAUUUUAUACGCCGUACGUGAUCACACUUUGUGUGUCGCUCCUUGCUCACCAUACGAGAGAUGCGCUUCGUCGAGGCUUCUGGUUCCGGCCUUUGAAUACAAGAGCGAUCUCUUAUCCAGAAAUGACGUUAAUUUUCUACGGUCUGGUUUUCGUAGGGAAGUUUUUUGCUGACGCAACAACAAAUAUUCCGAGGCGAAGCGUGUUCACGGUGUAGAUAAAUUUAGGCUGGUUAAUUCAUAUGAGGUAUAGUGAUUUGCAACGGUGUCCUGUAUGCUUCCAUUCCAUAGAAUACGUUUAAGGGAUAAAAGCUUUGUUUUGGCGUAACUAUAUAAUGCCGUGUACAUAGUUCAACUGUUAAUGCUAUUGAAAAGUACGAUAUUUAUAUGUUUACCUCUAAUUGUAUUCCUUAUGGAUAGGUAGCCAACCGCAAAGGUUCAUUCAAAUCAAAGAUUACCUAGAAACACUCUUUCUAAUUUAGCCCACUAUUAUGUAGAUCAUCGUGAUAUAAUCAAUGCGAUUUUAUACUCCAGUUACAUCAUUCUUAACAAAACUUUUUACGAUUGCGCUUACGGGUGGGUUAUAUCCAAGCGAUAAAAAGAGAAGCAAUGGCCAUUCAUUCACCGAGACGAAUCGCGUUGCGAAUAUGAUGUUUAUGUGGAGCGAGCUCUAAACUAAAUAAAUUCAUUAGAAGCUUCAGUAACGGUAGCUUCUAAGGAGCUCUAAUUGGACUUUCCAGUAGUUACUAGACUUCAAACUCAAGCCUGGCAUAGCUUUCAGAUGUAGGGAAGUCUGCCAGGAUCUGGAAGCCAGGAUCACAAGCAACUUUUCGGCUUUGUAGAUAUUAUUUUUGGUAUAAGUGGCUUCAGUUAGCUCUCGCAGAUGGCCGGCCAUAUAGCCUCGAGGGCGUUUGUGCUCUUGGCUUUAGUAAUAAACAAAAUGUGGCCGCAGCUAACAUAAUGACGUUUUCCUAGUUGAACAUAGACAUAUAUCAGCUUCUAGUUUACGUCACGGCACUAAAUAUGGCGCGAUCGGUAAAUUAUGUUUUUCAAUAUCUACUCCGCAGUAUCACCAUAGAAUUAUUUUUGGGGUUGAAUAGUUUAAGGACUGCGUUGCUUUAUUAUUCAUAGUCGAAAGAAAAAGUUUUCUUAAAAAUAAAAUGCAACCAAGGUAGUGGCGCUAGGCCAUACGAAAUUCGCCGUCGCGGAACUCGGAUACAACUAGAAGUAAAAACGCUUAUGGGUAUCUGACCCACGCGAGAAAUCUGUUUCCAAAUUAGCACUUGGUUUACGAUAGGGGUAGCGAUGGAUCUUGUCAAUGUGAAUACUACAGAGAAAUCCUGAAAGCAGCCUGAUAGGAAUUCAACAUGCGGGCCCGACAACGGCUACAGGCCUCUGUGCGGAGGAGAUAAGGCACGUAACCGAAGCGACCUUUCGAGUUUUGAGAACUGCUUUUUGGCAAAGUAAUGCAUCGAUCAAGUGGUAAUUUAAAAGAGCCAAAUCUGGUGAACCAACAACAUAAAGGAAAAACUAUAAACGUUUCCAUUCUUACGUAAUAUUCUGUACUACCUCAACGCCAACUUAUGGAUGGUUUAUAGGCCCUUAAGGAAGAAUAGGGGUGUCUCCAUGUGUUUGAUUUGUUUGUUAAGACUUUCACAUCUUUAAAAAUGGUCACUAAGACAUGAAUUAAUUAGAAUUAAUAGACAUACCGUCCUUUGACUAAUGCCAAUGUAAUGACCUAAAACAAAGGAUGAAUCGUAUAUAAUACCUUCAGAUGAUGAAAUCAACUCGGCUUGGAAGACAAUUUCGAAGCCAUUUUGUAUAUUCGGAGCAAAUCUACCAAUAAUUUCGGUGUAAAUAUACAGAUCAAAUAUCAGUGUUCCUUUUCUCCGGGUGACAGUGUCCAGUCGUCAAGUUCAUAUAGGCGAUAUUUUAUUUGCGCAGCAAGAGUCAGCAGUAUAUAAAACUUUCACCUUUCUUAUCCUGAGCUAGAAAUUAACUCACAUUCAGAACAUAUCUCAUUUACGUAUUCAUCGGAUCUAAUCCGAUAAAAAAAACAUUGUCUUUGUUAAGUAUACACUUUGUUUAUUGAGUUUUAAUUAAAUUUGAUUAAUACUUGAGCAAGGUAGUGAUUACGGAGCUACAUCGAUUAAUCAAUCAUAGAGAUAAUUGUUGUUUUUUGUUGGUUUUUUUCUCGUUUCAUCAAUACAUCGUAGAGAGACACAGCGGUUCGCGGCUUCUUACUCGUAAUUUAUAUUUACUUUCGUUACAUAUCGGGCUGCUGUCGGUUUGGCUUCUUUUGUCAAUCGGAUGUUGACUGGUGUUUCUUUGUCAUCUCGUUUGUUUUCGGCUUAAUAUUGGUAUUCGGUAUCGUAUUAGUGUGACGGUUGGUGAUCCUCCAUUUUGUGUCAGCAUUUUCUGCUGUUUUGUUUGGUAUAAUUGUCAGCGAAUAUCUGAAACUUGUUGUGCCCUGUCAUGUUUUCACUUGUUCCUCUCUCCAACUGGCCGUUAUGACGAUGUGACGAUGUUACCGUGUCAUUUUCGAAACGCGCAUCGUCUGGGGUCGCAAUCUCUAAAAUUCGUCGGCUGUCCGAAGGUAGCGCCUUAUCGUUUGUCGGUUUUUACGAAUGUUGAUCUUUUGUAAAGUGUUAUGAGUCCUUUCAUAAGUUAUUUGUUCGUGCUUUUUUUCUGUUUUUUUUUUUUACCAGCGAAUCCUAUGUUCUUUUAUGUUUUUAUUUAUUGGUCAGGUGCAGGCCAUCUGAAUAGGUAAGGGGAAAGACAGGGCCGACUAAGUCGAGAAACACAUGUUAUAUCGACCUAGCGUUCGCUUCACGUUUAUCUUUCGCUGAAAAGCGUUGAAGUGAUCGAAUUCUCAUUGUACCAUUAAUGUAACCAGGAUAACUGUGGCCUUGAAAUCAACUUGAAUUUAUUAUUUUUCCAAUACUCCAAAAACUGCUAUUCUUAUUUGUCACAUUUGACGUUUGAAAUUCAGGUAAGAUUGUUACCGAUCAUAUGCCAUUCUGGUGCCAGUUCCCUGCAGGCGUCUAUCUGAUGUAGUCAUCUACAAUCUGUGUUUUGUUUGAAUACAUGUCGAGGUUGGUGAGUUUGUGUAAUGCCUGUGUAGUUCGUAUGUGUUUCUGGGGUCUAUUUUCCUGCUUCGACUACUUAGCGUAAGGGUGGGGCUGGGCUUGCACGGAAAUUAGUUCUUGGGAAAGAGUCAGUCGUAGCAAUCAUAACUCAUCCUUGUUAAGGAAGUUAAAUUACGGAAGUAUUCACAUUUUGGGCCUCUCUAAUCGAGCCAGUCAGUGACAGCCCAUUCCAGUUCCAGUGAAAGGAAUUAGCCAUGCGCUAGACAACAACUGCGAAUGAUGCAAUCAUGCACAACCACGUCGCGUCUUGCCAUCGUGUUCAUUCCCAUUGGCUGACGCCUGGAGAAGGCGGCUUUACUGGCCUCGAGUCCUGUGCCCGUUUCGGGACCGUAUAAAAGAGACAUACGUCGUAAUGCGGCGUAUCUAUAAACGGGCUUGUCCGUUUACGCUCACAAUCAUACGCACAUACACACUUUUUAAACAAACGCGUUGAUAACGACAGAACCACGAAUGAGACUUGUGGGACACUACAGCGCCCAUUAGAUAUCUUGCGCUAUUCGACAGAACAUCCGCAUUCGACGCACGUCGAAUGCCUUUAGUGUCAAGUCGACAAAUUAGGAGGGUCGAGACCUGUUAAGGUACUACAUACAUUUUUCCAUGGAUAACACGACGUGUGCUCAUUGAGAUCAGCACAGCUCCGUCUUCUGGAAAAUUCUGGGAUCUGUCGUCAUCUGAACCUUGUUUCCCUUUCCCUUCCCCACUUCACAUUUUCUACCCAGCUUCUUUAUGGUCAUAAUGAUAACGCUCUUCAUUCUAUAAUAUUGUUCAGAGCAUACGUACGUUGCCGCAGUCUACCUAGGUAAGUAGGAGCUUCAUGCUCUUCGAGAGCUUUCGGCAGUUUCUUUCUACAUGAAUUAAGUAUAACGCCACGUCUCUGAGCCCCCGUUAGCGUCAAGCAUUGCAAUAUGUAAGAAUGUCAAUUCUAUGUUAUUUCCUAUAUUGUUGUAUGUUGUUUCAUCAUGGGUCUGUGAUAACUGGAAACGUGCCGGACUCCAAGAGUACAGGAGUGCGUUCCGUCUACCGAUGAACUUCCCAUACACAUUACAUACAUGUCGUUUAUAUAUUAUAAACCAGACCGGCACCGGGCUACUGACGCGUAGGCCAUUAAUGAAUCAUGGGUAGAGUUAGUUAGAACCAUAUGUACAACACGCGUGAAAACCCUGCAGCCCACUGGCCAUCCCAAAAUCCGUUGCUGUUGUUGUUAUUGUUUCUGUGUUAAGGCGACUGAUUCCCACAGUUCUCGAUAUUGCGGAGAGAAUUCGUGUUCGCUUUGAAAGGCCAAAGAAAUUGGCUAAAAUGUUAUUUUUGGUUAAAUUGUUUUUACUAAGGGCGCGCUCCCUCGCUCGCUGGUAUUCGGCUUUGGCCAUUCCCAGGCUGACGUUAUUUAAAGUUAAUUGAGAUUUUGUUUGGCACUGCGAAUUCUUAGUUACGCGGUAUUGUUUUGGAUAGGAUUUGCGUCUGUCAGUACGUUGUGUAUAUAACUGCUAACCAUUUUGUCUAUCUUACCAUUUAUUGAUAUUUUUAUUGUUCUUGCUGUUAUUGUUGUUUUUCGAAGAAAUGAGAAAAGCAUCCUCACACCAACCUUUUCAGAUGAUUUGUUUUUGUGAUGCGCCUGGCGCAAUCUGGUUGGAAUUCUGUGCGUGUAUUCGAUUGUGAAUUGAGAAGUUAAAUUGAGAGUCAAGUCUCUGUUUUGUCUGUUUUUCUGCCGACGGAAAAACUUUAUGGAACAGUGCAUCUUCAAUACGAUGAACGUAGUUGGAAUAUCCUUAAUGCGACCUAGGCGAAACAUGUAAAUAUAUAUUAUUUUAAGCCGGUACCCGUAUAAUGGUUGCAUUGCUUUUCUCUUGUGACUGACCCGCAUGCCUUACCAAGUUUUACAGUACAGGAUUUUGUUACACGCUCGAAUAAUAUUGUCAGUCAAUUCGGCACUGAUAGUUUUGUAGUUGAUAUUAAUUUCAAACGUUUCAUACCUCGAGUGUCCUUUCGAGUUCAACGAGGUCUAAUGGGAGUCCUUCGUUGCUUCGCUGUGAUUCAAAUUGCUGUUGAUGUCGAUGGUAGAUUUUCUGUGUAGACAUUGGCCGUCACUACCUUGUUAUGUUUUUGUCGAUGCUGACGUUACUUGCCUUGUCUAUAUUGUUAUUUCUGCUGUUGAUGUGAAUCAAUGUUCUCUCUUGCUCAUUUAAUUAUGGCGCUGCUUUUUGAACAUACAUUCAGUCAAGUUAUCAUUCAUCUUUAGUGUCUGUUUCGACUCUUUCGCAGGGACCAUUCACGUUAAACCGCAGGCAGAUACUCAUGAAACCUCAUGACACACACAUGUCUGCUACUGAUCAGUCACUCGCUCAAACGCUUACACAUUUAGUCACUCUUUCACACGUCCGAUCACCCUCUCAUAAUCUUCGUUACACCUUUUAUUGACGUUAUUUUCCUCUAACUGCCUCUAGGAUCUUCGUAUAUUAUGCACUACGACAAAUUUGAGUUUGUUGUUUGGAUUGUUUUGCUUCACUAAAAUCCUGUCUGCUUUUCUGUUUUCUGCGCUUACAGGAGUGUGUCCAUGUGAGUGUGCAUCUGCGUGGGUGUGCGUGUGUGUAUGUGCGUAUGUGUUUGGGUGUGUAUGUGCGUGUGACUCCUUAACCUCGGCUCCACCCAUCUUAUGGCUACAUCAAUCAGUCUCCGUUUAUCAUCUUUAUCAUCAUAUAUAUCCACUGUUUCCUGUGUCUCUUCCCAUUAGUUCGACUCAAUUAUAAUUGAUAAUAAUAUACCUUUAUAAUAUUGUUUUUUCAAUAUCAGUCAUUUAUUGUCAUCGUAUCAUCUGCAUCAACGCCUUCAUUAUCAUCAUUAGUUCCUGUUAUUAUCAAUUCAUUGUAAUUGUAAUAUCUCUCUAGCGACAGCUGUG